ACGUACCACCAUUUGAGAUCAGACUCGGCCUCAGCCAUGACUUCGAAACAAGUGCCUCACUUCCAGGCUGAGAAUCCAAUGAAGUCUGCUCAGCUAUUCAUGACGAAGGGAACCGGAGCGAUGAGUUACGCUGAGAACUCAAACUGGCAUGCAAUGUGUAUGGAGAAGAUAUGGCCGACAGUGUUGGAAUUGGUUGAUUCGAUGAAGCUGCCGGAUGACGACAUGUCUAUCAUCACAAUUGCGGAUUUGGGCUGCGCCCCCGGCCGUAAUACGAUCAACAAUGUGGAGACAGUCCUGAAGAGGGUGAAGGAACGAUAUCGGAAUGGACACAUUCCAGAGUUUCAAGCCUUUUUCCAAGAUUUGUACGACACCGACUUCAACACACUGUUUCAGCUGUUCAAGAACUCGGUAGCGACAAUCGCAGAAAACGUACCAGAGACCUUGAAGUACUUUCCAGCUGGGGUUCCUGGAUCAUUUUACGGAAGGGUCUUUCCUCGCUCCAGUGUACACUUUGUUAUGUCAACGUUUGCUUUGCAUUGGAUUUCCAAGGUCCCUUCGUCAGUUCUUGACAAAACCUCCGAAGAUUACAAUGGUGGAAAAAUAGAACAUGAGCGUGCAAGCCGCGCCACCAUAGACGCUUACGCUCGGCAAGGCGAUGUAGAUCUACGGAACUUUCUGGAUGCUCGGGUGGAAGAAAUGGCAACCGGUGGUUUGAUGCUUCUGGUGUUCGGUGUACGUAAGGUCUACUAUCCGUAUUGCAACACGAUGGUCAACGAAGUCAAGGAGAGAAUCUGGGACGAACUUGUCUCUGAGGGAAAAGUGGACUCUGGGUUGCGAGGCAGUUUCAACAACUUCAUGCACUUCCACUAUCUCAAAGACGUAGAACAAAUCCUAAACAGCUACAGUGAGAAGCUCAUUGUCGAGAAGGAGUACGUGUUUCCCUUCUUUCUGUACCCGCAAAAUAUGACAGCUCGGGAAAAAGCAGCAAGGCAUGCUUCCUUAAAUCGCGGCCUUUACACGAGUAUGCUGGAGGAUCAUUUUGGGGAGGACAUAACGAAUUUGUACAUCGCAAGGUACGAGCAAGCCCUCCUGGAGGGGUUCGAAAGUGGAACUCUUACGGAGGAUGAAACGAACACGUAUCAGUUCGUUGCCAUAGUUGCCAGGAAAUUAUAACAUAUAGACCCCGAAGUGUUACAGUCAGAGUAAAAGGUUAACACCGAAUCAAAGUACUAGGAGUAUAUAAAAGCUAAAUCCGGCAUAGUUAGAUCAUCUUGCAUACGAUUGUCUCAUCUGUAACUGUUAGUGAAGUAUCAAUUGUACACUUUCAAACAAUGAAAAGUACAAUAAAAUUGUGAAUAGGCAAAAUAUUGA
This is a messenger RNA of Marchantia polymorpha subsp. ruderalis, 1371 nucleotides long. The record is from the annotation of a GenBank genome assembly. NCBI's taxonomy places the organism in Eukaryota, Viridiplantae, Streptophyta, Marchantiopsida, Marchantiales, Marchantiaceae.